Messenger RNA from Ruditapes philippinarum (Manila clam), 984 nucleotides. RefSeq names its product programmed cell death 6-interacting protein-like. NCBI's taxonomy places the organism in Eukaryota, Metazoa, Mollusca, Bivalvia, Venerida, Veneridae. Gene Ontology annotation, biological process: mitotic cytokinesis. The record is from RefSeq and is a predicted model, not a curated record. Bases 1 to 984 code for a protein of 327 amino acids. Gene Ontology annotation, cellular component: endosome. The transcript has 9 exons.
AUGCAUUGGUUACUGUAUAAAUUUACUGGACCAGUGGCAGUGUUCUAUAAUGCUUCAAUACAUUGCUUUACUUUGUUAUUUUCUAGGUACUAUGACCAGCUUACAGCUAUUGAAAACAAACUUCCUGUGGCAGAGAAUCAGAUACGUGUGCAGUUUAAGUGGAGAGAUGCUUUUGACAAAGAUUCCCUGUUUUCUGGCAAGAACACACUUGCUAUUGCGUCUGGAGCCUAUGAAAAGGUGUGUGUGAUAUUCAACAUUGGAGCUUUAAUGUCACAGAUUGCCGAAGUACAGAAUCAUGAAAGUGAUGAGGGUCUGAAAACAUCUGCUAAAUAUUUACAGCAAGCUGCAGGUAUAUUUGGGCACUUAAAGGACACCUCAUUGUCAGUGUGUAGCCAGGAUCCUACCCCUGACCUGGCCCCAGACACGCUAAAUGCCCUCACAUCCCUAAUGUUAGCUCAGGGACAGGAGGCCGUGUACAGGAAAGCUGCUACAAGUAUGAAGGAGGCAAUGGUUGUGAAAAUAGCAUACCAAUGUUCCGACCUGUAUGCUGAUGCCAUGAAACUGAUGCAGUUACCAUCUCUCAAAGAACUGUGGCCAAGGGAUUGGUUAGUUACAGUUGCUAUGAAGCAAGCAGCUUUUCAUUCUCUGGCAGAGUUCUACCAGUCAGUUGUGGCUCAGAAAUCAAAAAUGUUACGGAGAAACAGAUUUUCACGAUUAAAGCAUGCCAAAGAAUUGAUGGCAGCUGCAGCAACCAGAGGGGGCAUGUGUUUCAAUUUCAAGAAUGAGCAGGGUAAAAUACAGCGGGAACUUGAGGCUGCACAGAAAGAUAAUGAUUUUAUAUACCACGAUAAAGUACCGGAUGUUAAGACAUUACCUGCCCUUGGUAAACUAGCAGUGGCCAAACCUCUCCCUAUUCCAGAGAAAUUUUCAACCAGCUUCACUGACUUGUUUGAAAAGAUUUUGUGCCAAUUCCAGUAUAUAUGA